AUGGAAGUUUGUUUUCUACGUGCUUUCCUCCUCGUCGCCCUGACGGCUGUGACUUUAGCAGACGAUGGACAGGUGACGUUUGUAUCAGAGCUCUCGUCCAAACCAGCUCAGAAAUUGUCGAAGUACGGUUGGUACGGCAGCGUGAGGCUGCAGAGGUUUCAUAUACCGGAGGAAACUGCCGUCGCUCGCUGGCUGUUUUCGGUCACCAAGGGCCACAGCUUCAACUGUGGACAGCACAAUGUCUCCAUCCAUAUUCAAUAUGGUGCCCCUCCAGUUAUAAACCCAGUAGGUUCGGUGUUUCCCAAUGCAACGCUAUGGAGCUCCUGUCUGUCUCUGAUCCUCCCGGUGACGUCACAAAGCUCCACAACCUUUAACCUCUCCAAUCCUGCUCCCGGUGUUUGGUACGUUGGCGCCCACUUGCCUGAAGAUGAUGGGCGAAUAGAGCAGAAGGGCUUUCCGUCUUGCUCGUAUUUCUUCCAGCCUCAGCUGUCAAUCAGGAGAGCAGUGGACACACCUAUUUUACAGCAGGGCACAUUCCUCCUGCAGUCUGCAGCUGCUGACAGACCUGCACGCCUUAAGUUGUAUGUUCCAGAGUUUGUCUCCUCUCUCUCCGUCUCUGUGGCUGACUGUUCGUCAGGGGAAGGAGCAGACGGUGAAAACUGUUCGCUGGUCCUCAGGCUCGGCUCCACCUCCCUGCAGCAGCGCCCAGUAACCGUGAACUGCUCGGGGAUUGGCUGCUCAGCAUCUCUCACUAACCCUCCUUGGGAUACCUGGUUACGAGUUGUCGUGGAGUGCAGCCUAGACAACCAUACUGUGACCUUUAGUAUCGUCUCCAACUACACAGUGGGGUGUAAGCCAAAAAGCGUAGGCCUUAAUGUAGACGAUGACAUCAACAAGCUCCGCAGCAACAGCAGCUCUACCAACUGGACAUCAUCGGGCAACAACUCGGUGAUUACAGAUGAGGUCGCCCUGAGCAACGACUCUGCGUCCCUCUUAACACCGCUGUUGGCGUCGGCGUGUGUGUGGAGCAUCCCCGUGCUCCACGAGGAGUUGGAUGUUCUGUCGCUCAGAUUCACUCCCGUCAAUGGACCCAACGUCAGCGUCACAGAUACACACCCCACACUGCUCACCUACCCGCUGCACACACAAGCAACUGGUGGUACUCUCAACCUACAGCUCACACUCAACACUACUAAUGUAACCCUGGGGAACAGCAGCAGUGUGGUGGCCUGUCUCUCACCCUGGGCUCCAGUCCUCGACCUCAACCGCUCUCAGCCCUGCCGCACAGCUUUGUUCGGAGGAUACGGUGUUCGUGUGAAUAACAGCCAUCCUAAAGCUGUGGUCAGGCUGCCCUUUCCUCAGUCGACAACAUGGUACCUCACCCUGCAGCUUACAUGCAACGGCAGUGACUGUGGUAAUGCAUCGUUGGUGUCCGUGGUCCCAGAAGUGUUUAUCAGUGCCUGUGUAGAGGACUGUGGGACUUACGGUGAAUGUAGACUACUGAGAUCCUACAGCUACCUGUACGCUGCCUGUGUCUGCAAGACUGGCUGGAGAGGUUGGGGCUGCACCGAUGAUUCCACAGCUCAGUCGUAUCGUCGCCAGUUGACGGCAACUCUGCUGCUCACGCUCAGUAACCUGGCCUUCCUGCCUGCCAUCGUGGUGGCCAUCAAACGCUGCUACAUCACUGAGGCCUCCGUCUACCUCUUCACAAUGUUCUUCUCCACGUUCUACCACGCAUGUGACCAGCCAGGUGUAGCUGUACUCUGUAUAAUGGACUACGAUGCCCUACAAUAUUGUGACUUCCUGGGGUCGAUCUGUUCCAUCUGGGUCACCAUCCUGUGCAUGGCUCGCAUCAGGGACACAUUCAAAUAUACUCUGUUCAUGCUCGGGGCUCUGCUUAUAGCCAUGUCAAUGCAGCUGGACCGCAAAGGCCUGUGGAACCUGCUGGGCCCCGUCCUCUGCGCCAUACUGCUCAUGGUCACGGCCUGGGUCUACCGAGGGGUACGGCGACGACACUGUUACCCGCCUUCUUGGAAACGAUGGGUCCUCUUCCUGAUCCCCGGGGCAAUCUGUGCCCUGAUCGGGGUAUGUUUGUACAUUUUUGCCGAGACCGAGGACAACUACUACUACAUUCACUCGCUGUGGCACAUCCUGGUGGCCAGCUGCGUGGUGUUCCUGCUGCCGCCGAAGGAGAAGAACAGGGAGGCGCUGGGCUGGAGCAGGGGCUGGAGCUGGACCUGGAACUGGAGACCCCGGGUCUGUGGGUACACGCUCUGUCAGAGCGACAAGGAUGAACUCUACACUGUCACAUAGAAGGACAGGAGCUGCUGUAAGGAAGUAAAGCGACCAAGCAGUCGAUUGUUAAACAGCACUGCAAACAAUCACAUAAGGUAAAAAGACACACAAGCACAGGGUGUCUGCUCGCUAUAUUUCAACCUGGACCCUAUUUAAAAAGAAGUGUGUGUCAAAGUGACUGAUGGGGACUAUUUUCUAAAAAUGGUCCAGUGUUGAGCGAGAUUGUUUGUUAGUGUGUCAUGUGACUUGUUGCUGGGAGAAAACCGUGGAAACUUGAGCAAGUUGGAGAGAGGAGCGCCGGUGUUGUCAGUGUGUUGUGUUGGAGAACAGAAAGCGUCGCAGAGUGUUAUCUAAAAGACUUUAAAAUGUCUUCCUGGCUGAACAUUUCAUGUGGACGAGACUUCUCCCAGUUAGACCCAAUAACAAACAGAGCGGAUGAAGUGAAAGGUAAAGAAAAACAUUUUAUUUCUCUGUAGGGUCCGUUCCAAAAUGUUGUCAGACACUUAUAAUAACAACGUGAGCCUGUCGGUAGCAAAAACAAGCACUUUCAGUGGGCGUACAUUGAUGGUGCAGAAUUGUCUGAUAUGAUGACUUUACAGCUCGUUUAGCGGCUGCAGCGUUCUCGCUCAAUACUGGACCAAUUUCAAAAAGUGUUGUCCCCAUUAGUCAUAGUGUUCAGGUUGAAACGUAUCGUAGUUCCCCUUAAAGACUCUGACUCUUCAAAGUUUCCCUAUAUCUUGAACAAAGGAUUUAAAAAUGUAGACCUAUAUUCUCAUAGGUCUACAUUUCUCAUGUUCACAUUUACAGACUGUUUGAAACUCUUCCUAAAUUUGAGUAAAAAAGAUUUGUAAAGGUCUUAAAUGAACUUAGACAUGAAGACACAUUUAACCCAGAGUGAACCGGCUGAAACCUCCCAGCUGGUCCAAACAAAACCUUCAGGUAACAGACCACUUGACCUUGGACCUCAUGAUCAGGUGUUUGUACAUAUUGUGCAUGUACAUAUAGGCUAGGAAAUCAAUGUUUAAAAUAUUUAUAAGAAACUUUUAAAUCUUUAUAAUCUGCCAAUCGUUGACUCUGCUGGUAAAGUAUAAUAUAUUUAUAGUCGAUUAUAAACUCCUCAUUCUCGUAUCCUCUUGUAUUGACAUUAUCCGCACGGGCCUGUGAACACUUUGAUCUAUUUGAGAUGUGCUUGAUCAUUAACUGCCAGGUAGUUUAAAAUAGUUUGGCUUUCUAGCUUUGUUCUGGAACUUUGAACCAUAUUGCACUUAAGCUUUUUCUAAGUCAAAAACAUUGUAGAAAAGUAAUCAAAAACAUCUAAUAGGAAAGGAUUUAAAACUAGUAAACUGCUCUUUCUGCUUGCCACAUUUCUCAUGCCUUCCUAUAACCCACAGUGUAUGCACUGUGCAUGUACCGUUUAACUGAAUGAUGGGGUCUCCUCAGUUUAUUUUCCCACUUUGAAAUCUUACCACCUCUUACUUUUGACACUUAUUCCUGAGCACUUUUAUGAUGAAUGUUUUAAAUACAAAUGUAAUAUACGUAGCCCUUAUGUGUAUGAAUGGGCACUAUGAAUGUAUAUUCAGAUUGCUGUGUGUGUGUGUGUGUGUGUGUCUCUGGCACCAGUGAAGCUACGGAGCACUUUCCAUACUUAAUAUACCAUACAUAUUUAAAAUAAGACCCAUGCUGUGCAGAUUUUCUCAUCGUUAUAUUUUACACAAAUGAAAUGUUUCUGUCACACUCGCCUUACUUUCUUUUUUAGAAAAUAUUGUUCUUUGUGUGAAUCACUUUAUUUAAAUGUGACAUCUCAGUAGGAGUAUGAAAGGCAUUGUACCACUUCAAUACACUGUAGCUCUCAUGCGUGUAAGGAUGAAGAAAUGUAAUGUAUAUGUAAAAAGGAUUUUACUUCCUUGUACUGGACAGCUACUUUAAAAUCUGUUCAAAACAAAAUCCAAACAUUGAGCCCACCAAAAAUAAAGCUAUGGUAUAA
Molecule: messenger RNA, 4279 nt
Organism: Cottoperca gobio
Lineage: Eukaryota; Metazoa; Chordata; Actinopteri; Perciformes; Bovichtidae
Gene: pgap6
Product: post-glycosylphosphatidylinositol attachment to proteins 6
Cellular component (GO): membrane
Source: RefSeq, a predicted model, not a curated record